CGAGUCCAUAGUGCUUCGGCACAGGCUGGUAAUUAUUGGCGUGGGGGAAAUCGUUGCCACUGACAGUUUUCGACGCCCCGCUGCCUGGUCAGACGAGGUGAUUCUGGCAUUCCUGUGAGCUCCUGUUGGAGCACUCCAGUCUUCAGAGAGUCCUUCGCCGAUGACAUAUGCUCCUGUUGACUCUUGGCGCCAGAAUGCGCCGUGGACAGGACAGCAGCAGUCAUGGGGACCGCAGUGCCCGCAGCGAGGAGUCUCGGUUCAGUCACCCUUCGCCCUCGCGGGCGCGGCCUCUUGGCACUCUGCCCUAGUCUCCUCGCCCUUCGCGAACACCAGAGAGGGCUCCCGUGGGAAGAAGUCUGUCAUGUGGGCGUGCAUCUUCUGCCCCUGCAAGAAGAACCGCCUGCAGUCCUCCGAUUGCAAGCGCUGUGGGAAGGAACGAGCUGGACCUGGGUUUCUGCCGCUGGCGCCGCGUCGAGGAGCGCGGGGCCCUCCGCACAAUGGCGCCGGUGGUCAUGUUCACCGUAGCACACCGGACACGUCCACCGAUGAGCUCAAGGGCCUGGCCUCCAUGCCCCAUAAGUGCGGGGACGCCACAGGUGCUGAUUGGUAUCAGUCAGUCCUCGACAAAAAGAAGUCAGCGACGCGAGGGCUUCCUCGUCAGCAGCGCAUCGCCACAGCGUCCAGCAGUAUCCGUAUAGGCGAGGCGAAACUGGACAAAGCCGCCAAGGUGUAUGAGGACAUGUCUUCUCCUCGUGCCGAGCAGCAGCGCUCCGUGGCCUCGUUAUCGAACGAAUUGGCAUCAGCUGGGCUGUUACACAAAUCCUUUCUUGGCAAGUUGCACGCGACAGUCGCAGCCCCAGUUGCCCCGCCCUCUCCCCCGAAGAAGUACGAAUGGUUUGUGCGUGAUCUGAUCGCGGGAGAAGUUGCCCAGACCCCCCUCGUAGUCGGUUGCUUGCAGACGGCGGCGCCGGCCUGGAGCUUGUCGGCAGAGGGCAGGCAGCAGGCGGAGGUGUUGGUGGAAUCUUUCAAGAGGGGGCCUCGAGGAGGCCACUACAUCGUUGUCCAAACAAGCUGUGCAGCCCCUCAGUGGCCUUACCUGAACGUCUCAGAGCUACACGUCGGCGGAUCGGCCUCCCUGCCGAUGGCGCAGCGCCUGCUGCUGGCGGAGGAGGCGCAAUGUCCGCCGUCGCAGCCUCGCGCCGACCCCGAGCCGUUGGCCGGCAGGCAGCGGCGAGCUCGGCGACGGCUGGCCCGCCAGCCGCUGGGCCGGGCCCCGUCGGCACGGCAUCCGUGGCUGCUCGCGCCGCCCUCCUCCUUUGCGCCGAGGCAGGCGACUGCUGGCCGGGAAAGUCGAGCGGCACUCUUUCAAGAGGGGA
Prorocentrum cordatum is the source of this 1376-nucleotide messenger RNA. The record is from the annotation of a GenBank genome assembly. Lineage: Eukaryota; Dinophyceae; Prorocentrales; Prorocentraceae.